GGUUCGGCGCCCGCCCGCCCGCCCCGGGCCGCGCCAUGAAGAGCCUCAAGUCCCGCUUGAAGAAGCACGAAGCGGUCAUCGCAGGCAGCACGCUGAACACAGACUGGAACAAGUAUGACGACAGGUUGAUGAAAGCAGCAGAAAGAGGUGAUGUGGAGAAGGUUUCAUCCAUCCUUGCUAAGAAAGGAGUCAGUCCUACCAAACUGGAUGUGGAAGGGAGAUCUGCAUUCCACGUUGUGGCCUCAAAAGGAAACCUGGAUUGCUUGAACACCUUCCUGAUUCAUGGAGCUGAUAUCACAGCCACUGAUGCUGCAGGCAGAAACGCGUUGCACCUAGCGGCGAAGUAUGGGCACGCCUUGUGUCUGCAAAAGCUGCUGCAGUACAACUGUCCAACAGAGAAUGUGGAUCUUCAAGGAAGGACUGCACUUCAUGAUGCAGCUAUGUCAGACUGUUCCUCCAGCAUACAACUGCUCUGUGAUCACGGGGCCUCGGUGAACUCAAAAGAUGGAGAUGGGAGGACGCCACUAGUGCUGGCCACUCAGAUGUGUCGUCCCAUGGUUUGUCAGCUGCUGAUAGACAGAGGAGCAGAUGUUAAUGCUAGGGACAAACAAAACAGGACUGCCUUAAUGCUAGGCUGUGAAUACGGCUGCAAGGAUGCGGUAGAAGUUUUGCUCAGGAAUGGUGCUGAUGUUAGUUUGACUGAUGGCCUUGGUCAUGACUGUGCUUACUAUGCCCGAAUUGGUGACAAUAUUGACAUUUUGGCUUUAAUAAAAGCUGCCCUUGAGGAUUCCAGCAAAGCAAGAGACAGCAUGAAGAGAGGGCAGCCUGAACAAAAGGUUACUAAUAUGUCACAGAAGUGGAACCGGCUGCACACUCAGGAGGAGGUGAAUGUCAAGCUCUAUCAGAAGGAUCAUAAUGCUCAGGAAUUGGAGUUAGAAAAUCAAGAUUUGAAAGAUCGGAUGAGAGAAGUGCAAGAGGAGCAAAGGAUGCUGCUGGAUAGAAUCAGUGGGCUACAGCUCCAGCUCAACGAGGAGCAAUUGUUUGCAGAUGAUCUUGAAAAUGAGAAGGAUGAGUUGAAGAAAAUCCUCAGCACCAAGGAGAAACAGCAGGAGGAAAGCUUAAGAACUAUUGAAGCUCUCAAAGCUAAACUCAAGUAUUACGAAGUACGUUCAGAGGUUGACUUGAUGGGAUCUGGAAGUAACUUUGGGAACAGGAAAGAAGAUUUGCUGCUUAAACAAGGUCAAGUGUUCGCAGUGGAGUCUCAGUCUAGGUCUAUGCUGAGACCCCUGGAGCUCUCCCUGCCCACCCAAUCAUCCACAUCAGAAAAGGAGACUUUAAAGAAGGAGCUUGACAACAUGAGGACCUGCUAUGGUGCAGCAAAGGAAGAAAUCAGCAAAUUGCAGAGAGAGCUGUCUCACAAGGUGUCAGAGUGUAAAGCUUUGGCAUCAGAGUGUGAAAGAACCAAGGCGGAAUCUGACGGACAGAUAAAACAGCUGGAAGAUGCUUUAAAGGAUGUGCAGAAAAGAAUGUUUGACUCUGAAGGCAAAGUUAAGCAAAUGCAGACCCACUUUCUGGCUCUGAAAGAUCACCUGACUAGCGAGGCUGCUGCAGGAAACAGUAAGCUAACGGAGGAGCUGAAGGAUCAGUUGAAAGAAAUGAAAACCAAGUACGAAGGAGCCUCUGCUGAGGUGGGAAAACUAAGGAACCAGAUUAAGCAGAACGAAUUGCUGGUGGCAGAAUUCAAGAGAGAUGAAGGGAGGCUCGUGGAGGAGAAUAAAAGGUUGCAGAAGGAACUUGGGAAGGUGGAGAUGGAGCGAGAUAAAAGGGGAAGAAAUGUGGUGGAGUUGGAAGGGCAGCUCAAAGAAGCAGCAGCGACGUUAGCCCGCUCUGUGACUUCAGAGAGGUUUGAAGACAUGAAGAGCUCGCUGUCAAACGAGCUGAAUGAGAAAGCAAGGAAGUUGGCAGAGGUGGAAGGAGAGUGUGGGAAACUGCAGGCAGAGGUCCUGCUUUUAAGGAAGGAAUCUGAGAGUCAGAAAGCCAAACUUGCUCAGCACAUCAAGCCAGAGGACCAUGAGCAGAUGAGGAGCAGGUUUGAGCAGGAGAAUGAGGAACUCAGGAAGAUGAUUUCUGAAUUGUCUCAGAAGAAUCAGACUCUACAGAAGGAACUUGAAAGAUUGCAGAUGGAUAACAAGGUGCUGAAGCAGCAAACCCAAAUGCUAAAAACUGAAAUAAAAAGCCAGAAUGUGCCUUUAAAAAUACAUGAGGAGCUGAAGAAAACAAACGAUCAGGCUGUUGGUGACCUGACCAAGAAGCUUUUUGACAUCACAAAGAAGUACAACGAAAGCAAAGCGGAGGCUGAGAAGCUGCUGGUGGAGAAGAAUGACUUAAAUGAGGCCAUCAGCCACUUCCAGGCUGUGUACCUGUCACCUGAGCAGCACAAAAAAGAAGUGGAAGCUUUAAAAUCUGAUGGUAUUGAGCUUGAAAAGCAACUUGCUGAGCUCCAGAAGAAAUAUGACGAGGAACAGGCACGAGUGGGCAGGUUGGUGUCUGAAAACGCAGCCAUGAGAGAGGCUGUCCGUGAUCAGUACGUGCUGGCUGCCACACACGAGGAGGUUAAAGCAGUCCUGAACAGCACUCUGGAAAAGAGUAACAGGGAGCUGGCAGAGCUGAAGGGAAAAGCUGAGGAGAUAAAGCAAGAAUUCCUGAGAGUCAGUGAGGAAAAUGGGACUCUGAAAAAUCAGGUGAAACUCCUGGAGAAUCAGCUGCAGACGGAGUUUAUAAGUGUGAAAGAUCAUGAAGGCACCACGGCUGCCUUAAAGAAGAGUGUGCAGGAGCUUCAGGAGAGCAAUGCUGCUGUGAUGGCUGAAUAUAAGAGGGGCCAGGAAGAAAUUUUGCAGUUGCAUGCAGAAAUUGAAGCCCAGAAGAAGGAACUUGACAUGAUUCAAGAAUGCAUUAAGUCAAAAUAUGCCCCGCUCGCCUCCUUUGAAGACAGAGAACAAAGCUUUGAAGCCACGGUGAAAGAACUGAAGGUGCAGUUGCAGGAACAGGCACAGAAGUGCAGGGAGAGCCAGGAGGAAAACCAGAAGUUCAAAGUGGAGAAUGAAAAGCUCAGAAAGGGUAUUUUGUCCAUCCAAACCGACUUGCAGCAGAACUACAUCCUUGCUGAGAAAUCCCGUGAGGUGGAAAAAAUGUUUGCCAGCAAAAUGGAGGAGCUGAAUAAGCAGCUGAGGGAACUGCUGCAGAAAUACACAGGUGACAGAGAAGAGAAACUUGAGCUCCAAGAGGGCACUGAGCAGCUUCUGCAGGCUCAGCAGCUUUCAGCAGAGCAAAUUGAAGCCUUAAAGAAGACUCUUGGUCACACUGUGGAGGAGCUGAAGGAAGCCCUCAGAAGCAGGAAGGAAUGCUAUGAGAAAGAAACACUGAAAGUAGGAGAAUUGCAGCAGGAAUUGUCAGGUCUGAAGAAGUCUUCAGUGCCUUUGCUGGAAUAUACACAAAUGAAGGAACAGCUUGAACAAGAAAUUGUAGCCAUCAAAACCAGCUUGAGGGAAAAGGAAGAGGAAAGCCAGGUUAAAAAUGAGGAAAUCUUGAAGCUGCAGUCUGAGAUGCAGCUUACUCAGCAAGCUUUAGCAGAACUGGAGAGCAAAGAAGUGGUUGACCUGUCUGAGUACAACUCCAUGAAGAGCUCUCUGGAGGCCCAGCUUAGCAGUGUAGCUGAGAGCUUGGCCAGUGUGAACAAAAAGUAUCAGGAAGCACGUGAGGAGGCUUUGCAAGCUAAAAGGAGUGAGCUCUCCUUGAAGGACGAGAAGGAGUUGCUUCAGCUAAGGAGCUGCAGCAUUGAGCAGGAAAUUAAAGACCAGAAGGAAAGGUGUGAUAAAUCCCUGAGCACAAUUAUUGACUUGCAGAAGAGAAUUCAGGAGUCUGCAAAGCAGGUGGAAGCCAAGGAUAACAAGAUAACAGAGCUGCUGAAUGAUGUCGAGCGGUUAAAACAAGCUCUGAAUGGCUUGUCCCAACUUACCUACACCACUGGCAUCCCCUCCAAGAGGCAGAACCAGCAGGUUGAAAUGCUGCAGAACCAAGUGAAAACUCUGCAGCAGCAGCUGGCUGACGCUAAAAGGCAGCAUCAAGAGGUCGUUUCAGUUUACCGGACACAUCUCCUUAGUGCUGUACAGGGUCACAUGGAUGAAGAUGUCCAAGCUGCUCUGCUGCAGAUCAUUCGAAUGAGACAAGGACUUGUUUGCUGAGGUGCUGUAGUGCCCAUUGCUCUUGAAGGCUGCUGCAUCUUGGAGUGCUGUGAUGAUGAUGGUAGUAGUGCUAACCUUCAGGAGAUGUAUCCAAUUCUAGUAAUGUAGCUGCAAGUAGAACCUCCAAAGCUGAAGUAUUCUCUCCUUGUCAAACACUACAACAGGGCUGCUAACUUUCAGGUCUCGACACUACAACGAAGGAUGUAGGAGCAUCUUCACAAGCUGGCUGUCAAAAUGAUGACAUGGUAGAUAAAUUAUUGUGAUGUCUGAUUGACCAAUUGAGGAAAGCAAGGCCUGGAGACUCCAGGUUUAUGAACUCUAAUGCUAUGCUUAUAAAAUAAACUGUUCAGAUGAGCUUGGCUAAGUAUAGUAGCUGUAUAUCUCCUUUCCAUCAUGAAGAGGAGGUGGCUGUUCUGUCACAGAAGCUGAUGAAGACUGCCUGAAGUGUACUUUAGGAAGCCAGCUGCAAAGGGUAGAGGAGAGCUAUUUCAGGGGGAGUGUUGUGACUUGGCUGGCCAAGUUACAGGCUUUAUUUAAGUACAAGCUUCAGCUGUAGUGCCUUUGCUUUAUUUUUUUGCAAGACUUAAAUCAGGUUUUCCAUCAAAACACUCAUUUUGUUUGCUCCCUUUCUCCCUCCUCCAGAUUUUCUGGUGGUGGUGGUGGUUGUUGUUGUUGUUGUUUCAGGAAUGGUUUAUUAUAUCAAUGAAAUGGUGAGGCUGGAGUGUCACAGCUUGUAGAGCAGCAGCUUUGCUCUAAAUUCAACAGUCCUGCUUCUCAUUUCAUUCUUCAUUAAGCCUCAUAUGGGUGCAGAGUGAGCAGUUCGUUAAACUGGACACUAAAUGAUUCAGGUAUUGGAUUUUUCCAACACCUCUCUCAUGGAAGUGGAAGGCAUUUUCCACUUAACUGGAAUUUAUGCACUAUAACCUCGAGAUGCAAAUGGUAAAGAUGAAUGAAAAGGAAGGUUUUUAUUUGCCUGGGGUCUACCUGGGCUCAUACAAGAUAGGAAUUGAGUAGUAACUGAAGCGAGAUGAUCCCAUAAAUAUGUUUUAUGGAAGGGGGGGGGGGAAAGGAUAUUAGGAACUAAUCAAAGGAAGUAAUUGAGAAAUGAGCUUGCUAAUGGAUGUGGCUGUUGGAAUAAAGCAAAGUGCUCUCAGUAGCUGUGUUAACUUCAGCCUGCUUGGUUGAAAGCUUCUAACUGGCACCUAGAAAUCUGGCAUCAAACUUCUCAUUCUAAGGGCUUAAGUCAAGGAGCAGCCUUGGGAAGCUCACUGUUAGCUGGGCUUGCCAACAAGCUGCACCUCACAGCCUUAGGUCUCCUUUAGGUUAUUUUUUUUCCAGUGGUGUUCUGUUUGUUUUCUGUGUUUUGUUUUUUUAAUCCCCAUUUGGGGAUUAAAGAAGUCUUUUAGAGUUGAAGAGGAGCCAACUGCCACACGGAGCAGGCUCCAGACCUAGUGCUGAAUGUGCAGGGGCAGGUUUUACCCUAGAAAUACACUUUAAUAUAUGACUUAAAUGUGUCUGUCCUUCCACAGAUCUCCUGCUGCUUUCCUUUUUCAUAUCUUAGAGGGCUAUUCCAGGAACCAUCUCAGAAGAUAUAUGUUACUGUUUUUAGCCAAAUGCUUCUCAUGAUUGCAUUACUUGAAGCUCUUAUUUAGAGAACAUUUGUUUUGAUAGACUAAGUCUGGCAGGUUUUGCUGUUGUAAUGUGUCCUUACAUCAGGGAGUUCCAUGUUUUCUUCUCUUGCUCCCUUAUUACAGUACCAAUAAAAUGUGGUGGGUUUUCUUCCCCCUUCCUCUUUUUUUU
Pogoniulus pusillus (Red-fronted tinkerbird) is the source of this 6041-nucleotide messenger RNA. It is a transcript of the gene UACA, whose product is annotated as uveal autoantigen with coiled-coil domains and ankyrin repeats. NCBI's taxonomy places the organism in Eukaryota, Metazoa, Chordata, Aves, Piciformes, Lybiidae. The record is from RefSeq and is a predicted model, not a curated record. The coding region runs from base 36 to 4241 and encodes 1401 amino acids. Gene Ontology annotation, molecular function: protein binding. The transcript is spliced from 19 exons.